AUGUCUACUCCGGCAGAGACACAGCAGGAACCCGCCGCGCCUGGCCGUCUCUUGUUGCUCUCAAACCGUCUGCCCAUCACCAUUAAGCGCUCCGAAGAUGGCAGCUACUCAUUCUCCAUGUCCUCUGGAGGUCUCGUCACUGGACUGAGUGGCCUGGGAAAGACCACCAGCUUUCAGUGGUAUGGAUGGCCGGGCCUCGAGGUCCCUGACAACGAGGUCGAGGGCAUGAAGAAGCGCCUCAAGUCAGAAUACGGCGCGCAUCCUGUCUUUAUUGACGAUGAGCUCGCUGACCGCCACUACAACGGAUUUGCUAACUCCAUCCUCUGGCCGUUGUUCCACUACCACCCCGGCGAAAUCACCUUUGACGAAUCCGCAUGGGUCGCUUACCAGGAAGUCAACCGUCUCUUUGCCCAGACUGUCAUCAAGGACGUUCAAGACGGCGAUCUUAUUUGGGUCCACGACUACCACCUGAUGCUUCUCCCCCAGAUGCUGCGCGAGGAAAUUGGCAACUCCAAGAAGAACGUCAAGAUCGGGUUCUUCCUCCACACACCCUUCCCCAGCAGCGAAAUCUACCGCAUCCUGCCCGUCCGCGAGCCCCUUCUCACGGGCCUUCUCGACUGCGAUUUAAUUGGUUUCCACACAUAUGACUACGCGCGCCACUUCCUCAGCAGCUGCUCGCGCAUUCUCGGCACCCCCACCACACCCAACGGUGUCGACUGGAACGGGCGCUUCGUCACCGUCGGGGCAUUUCCCAUCGGCAUUGAUCCCGAAAAGUUUGUCGAGGGGCUGCAGCAACCCAAGGUCCAGGAGCGUAUCGCAGCCUUGAAGCGCAAAUUUGAAGGAGUGAAGCUCAUUGUCGGCGUCGACCGUCUCGACUACAUCAAGGGUGUGCCGCAAAAACUCCACGCACUCGAGGUUUUCCUUACAGAACAUCCCGAAUGGAUUGGAAAGAUCGUUCUCGUGCAAGUUGCCGUGCCCUCGCGCCAGGAUGUCGAAGAGUACCAGAACCUCCGCGCCGUCGUCAACGAGCUUGUCGGGCGCAUCAACGGCAAGUUUGGUACCAUUGAGUUUAUGCCCAUCCACUUCCUGCACCAGUCCGUCUCGUUCGAGGAACUGACGGCGCUCUACGCCGUGUCGGACGUGUGUCUGGUGUCGUCGACGCGCGACGGCAUGAACCUCGUUUCGUACGAGUACAUUGCGACGCAGCGCGAGAAGCACGGCGUCAUGAUUCUCAGUGAGUUCACCGGCGCCGCGCAGUCGCUGAACGGGAGCCUCAUCGUCAACCCCUGGAACACGGAAGAGCUGGCCAACGCCAUCCACGACGCCGUGACCAUGAGCCCCGAGCAGCGCGCCACCAACUACAGCAAGCUCGAGCGCUACGUCUUCAAGUACACUAGCGCCUGGUGGGGUGCUACGUUUGUGGCCGAGAUGACGCGCCUCAGCAACGAGGAGACGCAGGCCAAGACGCUUCGCAAUGUCUCGGGUGCUGUGGUGGGCCAGAAGGUGCUGACGGACGAGUCCGAGACCAAAGAACCAGAAGUGGCGCAAGCGGACUGA
This is a messenger RNA of Cordyceps militaris CM01, 1557 nucleotides long. RefSeq names its product alpha,alpha-trehalose-phosphate synthase. Lineage: Eukaryota; Fungi; Ascomycota; Sordariomycetes; Hypocreales; Cordycipitaceae. Gene Ontology annotation, molecular function: alpha,alpha-trehalose-phosphate synthase (UDP-forming) activity. Gene Ontology annotation, biological process: trehalose biosynthetic process; cellular response to heat. Gene Ontology annotation, cellular component: alpha,alpha-trehalose-phosphate synthase complex (UDP-forming); cytosol. The record is from RefSeq and is a predicted model, not a curated record. The transcript has 2 exons. Bases 1 to 1557 code for a protein of 518 amino acids.